AUGGCAGCCCGUAAUCCUGGUCCGACUCUUCAGGCAGCACCCUUAGGACUACCUACUUUCCGGCGGAGGAACCUCAAAGACCAUAUGGCCAGAUUGGCCUUCAAGGAUUCCGAGGUGAACACCAGGGUCUACAAGGUAGUGUACGAGAAUCUCGGGGUAUUCGGCCGUAUCGAUGCCAACAAGAUGGUGGUGUGUGUUGCAUGCACCGACAUCAACUCGAAAGAUACACGCGGAUGA
Molecule: messenger RNA, 237 nt
Organism: Perkinsus marinus ATCC 50983
Lineage: Eukaryota; Perkinsozoa; Perkinsida; Perkinsidae
Exons: 3
Coding region: 1-237 (78 amino acids)
Source: RefSeq, a predicted model, not a curated record